This is a messenger RNA of Daucus carota subsp. sativus, 1443 nucleotides long. RefSeq names its product protein-tyrosine-phosphatase PTP1. Gene Ontology annotation, biological process: protein dephosphorylation. The record is from RefSeq and is a predicted model, not a curated record. The transcript has 8 exons. The coding region runs from base 129 to 1241 and encodes 370 amino acids. NCBI's taxonomy places the organism in Eukaryota, Viridiplantae, Streptophyta, Magnoliopsida, Apiales, Apiaceae. Gene Ontology annotation, molecular function: protein tyrosine phosphatase activity.
GAAGCCUGAGCAUAAAGAAAAAUUGCAAGUUGAACAUUGGUUUGCCACUGUUUAAAGGCCAAGACUACUUGAUAUGAUCAUAUAACUACCCUACUACAGACAAUCUUAUUCCUUGCCGGAAAUCGGAAAUGUCGUUCGCCGCGGAGUCCAAAUCCGUCAAGACCACCACCGGGAAGUCAUCUACAAGUAUGGCAGCAGUGAAUACAUUGGACAAUGAUGUGAAACUGAGUUUAUUACCUCGUCAGAUUAAGUACUGUUCAGAAGCUCUCAAGUUUCUCAAGAACAAGAGAGUAUACCAGAGUGAAUUACUGGAUGCUGAGUUUGCUUCUUUGCCGCAACGGGUCAAAGUUAUUGUGAAUGGUUUAGAAAUGCUGGAAGCACCGCAUAGGUUUUCGGUGGCUUACAGCGAAAAGAAUUUGAACAAGAACCGUUAUACAGAUGUUGUACCAUUUGACACAAACUUGGUCCGCUUGAAUCCGUGCAAGGAUUAUCGACCAUCAGCUACAGGAUAUAUCAAUGCAAGCUUUCUCAUGGCUUCUCCAUCUGAGAAUGUUUCACAGUUCAUAGCCGCACAAGGUCCAUUGCCCGUACACAGUCCACAUGCCACACAAGGUACCAUAUUGCCCUCACAAGGUCAGAUACCAGACACCUACGAAGAUUUUUGGGAGAUGGUACUCCAGCAUCGUUGCCCUGUAAUUGUGAUGCUUACUCCAUUUGCUGAUGAUAAAAAGAAGAAAAAAUGUGGAGACUAUUUUCAGACAGAUGAUGGUCCAAGAGAAUUUGGCAAUAUAUGUGUCACUACUAUAUCAACAGAGACGACCCCAGAUUCCUUGGUCCUGCGUAAUCUGGAGGUGAAGUACAAAGAGUCAGAAGAGCCCCCACUGUCGGUUUUGCAUAUUCUAUAUCUUGAUUGGCCUGAUGACGGAGUUCCCAAAGGCACCCUUACUCUUCGUAAGAUUUGGAGAAGAUUAAGUACUGUGCUGCCUAUCAAAGGACCUAUCGUGGUGCACUGCAGUGCAGGUAUAGGUAGAACUGGAGCUUAUUGCACUGUCCACAAUACUAUGCAGAGGAUUCUGAUCGGGGAUAUGUCCGCUUGGAAUAUUGGUGAAACUGUAAAGACAUUCAGGUCACAGCGAAUAGGAAUGAUUCAGACAAAGGAACAAUAUGAUUACUGCUAUGAUGCUGUCAUCGAAGAACUAGAAGACAUUGUCUCAGAACACUGUGGUCACACGAGUUGUUGAUGGUGUCCUCAUUACUUCCGGGGUUUUGGUUUAUGCUUGGUUUGCUUUUUGAAUGUAUUUGAAGGGCAAAUCACAUGGCAUUCCCUUGAUAAAUCUGCACUCUGCAAACCUUGAAUAUUUGUUUGGACAUUUACCCUGAUCUUUGAAGCUUCCUAUUAUAUAAUGAGUUUGUUAAUUUGGUUUGUGGUAUGUUGUUUUUUAA